Coregonus clupeaformis (lake whitefish) is the source of this 2551-nucleotide messenger RNA. RefSeq names its product CD44 antigen. The transcript is spliced from 8 exons. NCBI's taxonomy places the organism in Eukaryota, Metazoa, Chordata, Actinopteri, Salmoniformes, Salmonidae. Gene Ontology annotation, cellular component: basolateral plasma membrane; macrophage migration inhibitory factor receptor complex; plasma membrane. Bases 269 to 1726 code for a protein of 485 amino acids. Gene Ontology annotation, molecular function: hyaluronic acid binding; cytokine receptor activity. Gene Ontology annotation, biological process: inflammatory response; positive regulation of ERK1 and ERK2 cascade; cell adhesion. The record is from RefSeq and is a predicted model, not a curated record.
CCCUCUCUCUCACACAGAAUAUAAAAAAGUUGGGCAAAGUCUGUCUCAGCUCCAAUAGCUCCCAGACACCCAGAGCAACUCCCUUUAGAGGACUGGACUCUCCCUCCCCCUUUCUCUCAUUCUCUCUCUCUCUUAUCUCUCUCACACACUCACACACACCCACCAACCUUCACUCCUGGCACAGAGAAGACAGGACAACUGGAGAGACCAUACACACCUCCUACUCAUCCAGUAACUCACCCAGCCAUCGCCAGACGCUAAACCCAGGAUGUGGACUCUGCUCUUGGGGGUUACCUUUGGAUUACUGGCCUCCUCGAGGUUGGAACCGGCUCAAGCUACAGUAAAGUCGCGUAGCUGCAGCCAUGCUGGAGUGUUCCACGUGGCGGGAGAAGCUCGCUACUCAUUGACCUUUGACCUGGCCAAGAAACUGUGUGAGAGCCUGGGCGGCACCAUUGCCAGCAAGGAACAGGUCACAGAGGCCCACGCCCAAGGUCUAGAGACCUGCAGAUAUGGUUGGAUCAGCAACGGAAAUACCACCAUCAUCAGACAGAAGGCCCAUGUUAACUGUGCCAACAACAUGACAGGAGUCUUCUUCCGUCAUGACACUCCGGACCAACUCUUCGAUGCCUUCUGUUUCAAUGCAUCAGAUUUCUCUAUGAAGAACUGUGGUUCGGCCAUCAACCCUGAUUCAACAGGACCAGAGAGUGUUCAGGCGACAAAUGGAGACUUUGCUUCAGAUGCUGCAGGUGAAGCCAUAGAGCAGACUAAGACAGAGGAAGAGGUCCCAGAGGAGAAGACAGACAUCCAGAUACUUCAGACAGACACCCAGACAUACGCCACAACAGUGUUGGAGGACCAGGACCAGGGAGAGCCAGAGGCCACAGAGUCAACCCCAGAGGACGGAGCCCUGACUGAGGACACAGCCGGCCAGGAGCCUGACACAGUGGACACCACCUCCGCCCCUGGGGAAGAGGGAGCCGAGAGCCUCACUGAGGAAGUCGAGGAAGUGGACCCAACCCAACCUGCAUCCACUGAGGCUAGCCCAGAGGAACCAACAGCAGGGGCUGAGGGUGAGGCCUCAGAGGGGGCAGCCACACAGAGCACUGACGGGGAGGAAGAGCAGGCUGAGGGGGAUGUGACCCGGUCAGUCGGCCGCACUAGGGUGCUGGUCACUGAGAUGGAGGACACCACCGGGUCUGGGAUGCUACCGACUGGCGCUGAGGAGGAGGGGGCCUCUUCUAUGGCACCAUCUGUUGUACAGCCAGGAGAACCACAGGGCCCAGCCAGCAAAGAGGGUGUGCAGGAGAUAGUGCCAGAGCAGGAGGAGGUGGUGGACGGGAUAGAAGUCCCAGAUCAGCCCAUUCCGAGGGGGAGGAUGAAUCCAGAUGAGGGAGUAGCCCCUCCUCCAGCCGGGCAGAACAGUAGCACACCCAAUUGGCUGAUCAUUGUGGGAGUGGUUGUGGCAGUGGGCGCUAUUCUCCUCGUGUGUGCUGCUGUGGCCAAGCGGAAGAGCUGGUGUGGUCAGCAGCAGACCCUGAUGAUCACCAACAAUGAUGGGAGUGACGGUAACGGGGCGGCGGCGUCCGUGGCUAGCUCCCGCGCGCAGGAGAGAGAGCAGGAGAUGGUGACCCUGAUGAACAAAGAGAAGAUCCAGGAAAACGGAAACACAGAGGAGUUCACCGUUAUCACACUUGAUGAGUCCCCAGAGAAAGGACAGCUGGCGUGAGAGAGGAGAGGAGGAUGAGAAGGAGGAGAAGAGAGAGGGGGAUAGAAGGAUAGAGAGAGAUGAAUAGCUAUGGGGGUGCUGACACUGGGGCAGGACUAGAGAGAGACCAGCUGGGGAUGGAGAUGGACACUUUGGCCUGGUACCAAGCAGACAGACACACUGAACAUGCCAGCUGGGGUUGGGGUGGGGGCUUUGUAAAUGGAAGGGAUGGUUAAUACUCUAUUGAAUCUGUUUGUUGUUGUAUUCUGGGGAGAAUGGCUGGUUUGUCCCACCUUGUUACUAAGGUACAACAUCAGAAACUGGCCCUAUCCUUUGCCUGUCUCUCAGAUGGGUUAGCUAUACCGUUAAAGCCAAGAGAAGCAGACUGAUACAUUCUACCCUGCUAUGUCAAGUAUGUGGUUAGGAUUGGAUAGUUUCCAGACCUAGGGUUUGGACUAAGUCUCUACAGCAGGGGUGUCAACCCAGGCUUCAUACACACAUUGUGAUAUUCACCUCUGCCUUUCAAUCAGUGUCUAAUCUUAAUCUGAGAAGAUCAGUCUGGCCUCUCUAGCCAAUCAGUAACAUGAAUUAAUCAAUUUAGUGACAGGUUGAAAUGAAACCCUGCAGACCAUGUGACACUGGAGGACUGGAGGUUGACAUCCCUGCUCUAUGCCGGGUUCUGAGUGGAGAUGUGUGUGUGUGUGUGUGUGUGUGUGUGUGUGUGUGUGUGUGUGUGCGUGGUGAGUAUGUGUUUGUAUAUGUAUGUACCGUAUACGUACAGUACCAGUCAAAAGUUUGGACACACCUACUCAUUCCAGGGUUUUUCUUUAUUUUUACUAUGUUCUA